Messenger RNA from Aspergillus chevalieri, 1002 nucleotides. RefSeq names its product aldose epimerase family protein. The transcript has 2 exons. Gene Ontology annotation, biological process: beta-D-galactose catabolic process via UDP-galactose, Leloir pathway; glucose metabolic process. Gene Ontology annotation, molecular function: carbohydrate binding; aldose 1-epimerase activity. The record is from RefSeq and is a predicted model, not a curated record. The coding region runs from base 1 to 1002 and encodes 333 amino acids. Lineage: Eukaryota; Fungi; Ascomycota; Eurotiomycetes; Eurotiales; Aspergillaceae.
AUGUCCCAAGAAGCCGCCUUCAGCUUCCUCCCAUUGGGAGCCAUCAUUCAAGAAUUCCGCAUCGCGGACCAAAACAUCGUUCUUAACUUCAAUACCCAAGAGCAAUAUGUUAAGUACAACACGCCGCAUUUCGGCGCUACCAUCGGCCGCGUCGCGAACCGUAUCGAGGGCGCUGUGAUCCAUAACCUCAAUGGUCGCGAUUACUCACUUCCCAUGAACAAUGGCCACAAUUCGAUCCAUGGAGGUGAGAAGGGGUGGGGGCAAAGGGUUUUUGAUGGACCGCAUACGGUAAAGAAGGAUGGGAAGGAUGCCUUGUUGUUCAAGUAUCUGAGUCGUGACGGGGAGGAGGGGUAUCCUGGGACUGUGGAGUUGCGGGUGUGGUAUACGGCUGGGAAGGAGGAUGUGAAUGAGGCGAAUGAGAAGACAGUGUUGACGGCGGAGUAUGAGAUUGAAUUCGUGGGUGAUGAGUGUGAGGAGACGGUGGUCAACCUUACAAACCAUAGUUAUUUCAACAUCGCCGGAACCCCAACCGUGGAGGGCACCCAAGCCCAGCUAGCCACCAACGAUUACCUCCCCCUCGACGCAGCUGGCAUCCCAACAGGCGAGAUCGCCAAAUUCCGCAAAGACCUAACCAGCCCCUUCGGCCUCGGUCCCUCAGUACCACACAUCGACGACGUCUUCGUGAUGGAAAGCGAUCCUUCCAAAAUCGCCCUUGAUACGCGCACCCAGCCCCUCAAACGCCUCGCCCAGUUCCAUCACCCAACCACCAAGCUGCACCUCGAAGUUCACAGCACCGAGCCAGCCUUCCAGCUGUACACGGGCAAGUACAUCGACACGCCGGAGGUAGAAGGGACGCCGGCGCGUGGGGAGGGCGCUGGGUUCUGUGUUGAACCGAGUCGGUUCGUCAACGCGGUUAAUGAGCCGGGAUGGCGGUCUAUGGUUGUGCUGAAGCGGGGGCAGGUGUAUGGGUGUAAGAAUGUGUAUAAGGCGUGGAAGGCGUAA